CGAUCUGGCCCACAUAUUUUUGCGCCUUCUACCAGCGAAAUCUAGAACGUACGUUCACAAAACCCCUUAGUUCAGGUUAAUAAUCGUGGUUACCUUGUGCACGAAUCGUCGUGAAAGUGUGGCGCUCCGCCAUGGAGUUUGCCGAGCUCAUCCUGACUCCCAAGCUGGACGGAGUGCUGCUUUACGAUCAGCUAAGCGAAAGGCCCGUCGACGGAACCCUUUGCAUCACUGGGCAUCAUUUAAUUUUGAGUACACGACAAGAGGGAGCUCAAGAACUGUGGCUGCUGCACCAGAAUAUCGACUUGGUCGAACGAAAGCCGCACAUUGUGAAUAAUAUUCUCGAAGGCGGUACGAUCAUCCUGAAAUGCAAGGAUCUGCGCAUUAUCGCGCUGAAAAUCCUGUCGCCACAGGAGUAUUUCAACAUUUCCAACUCUAUCGAGCAGCUGUCCAACUUGGAGGAAACGAAAAUGCUGUAUCCCUUCUUCUACAUUCGAAUGUACGAUAUUCUAGAGGACGGAUAUGGCGCAUACCGACCGGAACAAGAGUACGCCAAGCUGCUGGCCAAUGGAGAUGAGUGGCGACUGACGACGGUAAACAGCUCGUACCAAGUGUGUCCCACGUAUGGUUCCAAGCUGCUCGUGCCACGAUCCAUCACGGACGACCAGAUCGUACAAUCAGCGGCAUUCCGUGACGGCGGGCGGUUUCCGGUGUUAGCGUAUCGUCAUACAAACGGUGCUUCAAUGCUACGCAGUUCACAACCACUGGCCGCACCCGGUGUGACGAAACGAUGCCGGGCGGACGAGGCGAUCCUCAAUGCGGUGCUUGGCCGUAGCAAAAAAGGCUUCAUAUUUGACACCUGGGGCAGCAAGGGCAAAGGUGGCAACACCGAAACGGACCAGCAUUAUUCGCAGUGGAAGAAAGUAACGCGUCCCAUCGGACAAUUUAGCUCGGUCUCGGCAUUAUUGGAUAGCUUUCAGAAGCUAAUGGAAGCAUGCAACGAUGUACAAUGCAGUUCGGAUAAAUGGCUUUCGAGAUUAGAGAUCUCUGGCUGGUUAGGCUAUGUACUCAAUGCACUCAAUGCGGCCUGUGUCGUUGCGCAGUGUCUCGAUCAGGAGGGAAGCCCGGUACUAGUUCAUGGUGGCAAAGGGUUUGACACGACGCUCAUUGUUACUUCGUUGGUGCAAAUUAUAUUAAAUCCUGACUGCCGAACGAUACGGGGAUUGCAAGCGCUUAUCGAGCGAGAAUGGCUACAGGGCGGAUAUCCGUUCUCAACCCGACAUAAGCAUUCGUGCUAUACGCCAGCGCAUCAGAGACGGAAAAGCUCGAGCGCGACCUUCCUGCUGUUUCUCGAUUGCGUGUAUCAAUUGUACGCCCAGUUCCCUUGCAGUUUCGAGUAUGAUCACCGCCUGUUGAUAGUGAUCUUCGAGCACAGCUACUUCAGCCAAUAUGGUACGUUCUUGUGUGAUAGUGAGCAUGAGCGGGUAAGGCUCAAAGUGUUUACUCGAACAACCAGUCUGUGGUCACAUCUGAAUCGCCCUGAGGUUGUCAAAUCUCUGCUAAAUCCACUGUACGAGCCGAAUCCGGCCGUUAUCUGGCCUUCGGUGGCACCCAUCAGCAUUGUGCUGUGGUCGGAACUGUAUACGCGAUGGUCCGUGGAUCAAUCGCAGCUGAAGAUUACCUUCGGUCGGAUACAGGCGCUGGUGAGCAGAGAGAAGGACUUGCGUAGUCGCGCUUUGAAGCUACGCCGGCAGCUGGCAGAUCUACAGCGGCAGCAUAAACACAGCGAAAAUGGAAACAAUGCCGAUCGCCUGCAUUCGGCCACUGCUGAUAUGUAUGAUCCAGGCGAUGAUGGAGAUGAGGAAAGCCUAUCGUCCGACCCCAUAGGUAGCAGUAAGUAAUAGUCGAUAGUAGGUUAUAGAUAAGGUUAGUUAGCCCAGAUACAGACUGAUAGACAGAAUAGUAGAUGCCCAUAAAGGAAUCCAUUAUGACUAUACUUACCGAAGCCUUCUUGAGCGUUGCUAAUGAGAUAGAUUUUCAAUUUGCUAUACUACCAAGCGAGGGGUAUUGUUGUCCCCCCGAAUAGGAAGUCGUUAAACAGCAUUGAAGUCAACUUAGAGCUUACUUCACCGGAACAAGGGAUACAGGCCCUGCCAUCUUUGGCAGUUUGACUAAAGUCCUUAAUGUUGAUGACAUUCAUUCCUGAUUUUCUUGAUUUUCUAAUUCACUUUUGCCUUCGCUCAAUUUACCAAACUUUCUUUUUUUCAUUACAUCCAUCUAAUUUGGUUUUACGGAAACGUUUAUGAAUUUCUGCAUAUUUUACUAUUACUUAUCAUUUGGGUGCUCUCCCUCGGCAUUAAACUGUGGAUGGAACUCACUGUAGCUCGCGCACACUACCUUAUCAUUUGGUAGCACACGGUGGUGAUGAAAGUAUUUCAUUUCUAUUUCAUUUUAUUUCUAAUUUAUAGUGUUGUCAAUGAUGAAAAAGUAUUUCAAUUUCGUUGUGUUUAUGAUAAUGAGGGAUCACUCCGCUGCUGAAAUUGACUUUACUAGCUCAAUCAUUCGAAUUUCUGAUAGAUGACAUAUUCUGGUAUUUUCCGGUAAUAAGGCUCAUCAUUCGAAUUUCUGAUAGAUGAAAUAUUCUGGUUGUAGGCGGGCUUUCGUAAACUUUCAGAGCCAGUCCGGUUCGUUCAGGCCAGUUCAGGGCUUUCUAAAGUUUCGACGGCUAAGCACAGCCGCCCGUAUACAAUGGGCGCCACCAAUCGGCUAUCAUCAGUGAUCGGCUUGGCUGAGAUGCUAAUGCCUUCGUGUCGUUCAAGGCCAUGAUUUAUUUAGCCAACUAACGUGUUCAUAAAAGUAUUUUCUCUUUCUUUUAUGUCCUAGCGAUAAAUGUGCUUUAUUCUAUAACUUUUUUUUUAUUCAAUUAUAGAGGUUUUAAACUGACCAGGUUCUUUCGCCUCUUAGAAACGUGUUUACAUAAAAUAGUCAUUAAUAUAUAUUAAUGUAAAGCUGAAGAUUAGUUUGAUUAAUUUAGUUUUUCUCAUGAAUUUUACUACUUUCGUUUCAUUUUCCUUACUGUUGCUUAGGUCAAUACUAUUUUUCCAGUGAGCCUGCACUCUUCCCUGGUUCUAUCGUGUUUAAUACAGUCUGCUAAUAUAUGUUUUACUGUUAUUUUUGUUCCACAUGCUUCGCAUAGUGGUCCGCUAUUGUUUGUAUGUUUAUUGUUUUUCCUCGGUUGUCCACUUUGCAACUGCCCCAUAUAUCAUUGUGUGCAUUAAAAUCUCCCAUAAUUAAGUAUAGCUCACAGCACUUUUAUUUUUAAAUUGUAUGUUAUAAGGGAUUAUUUCACCGCUGAAAAUGACUUCUUACUAAAGCAAUCAAAUUUCUGAUAGAUGACAUAUUCUGGUAUUUCCCGGUAAUUGGGUUAUCCAUUUGAAUUUCUGAUAGAUGAAAUAUUCUGGUUGUAUGCUGGCUUUCUGUGCCAUUAUCCAUAAUUUGUUCAGGACGCUUUAAAAGGAAUGAUUUCUCUUAUUAUUUAGAAAAAAAAAUAUUUAGAAAAUCUCUACAGUUCCAUUGUAGUAUUUUCGCCAUAUGUUACCAUUAUUUAUCAUUUCCGUGCAAUCAAUCGGCAUUAAAAUGUUGGUGGAACUCACUUUAGCUCCCUUUUUUCACCCUAUCAUUUGGUAGCACAAGGUGGUGAUAAAAGUAUUUCAUUUCUAUUUCAUUUUUUUCAUUUGUUAAUUUUAAUUAUCUAUUAUCGUUCGUUAAACACGAUCCAAACAUUCUUUAACUAAACUUUAAUUUUAUGGAAGAGUAUUCCAUUUUCAUUGUGUGUAUGAUGGUGAGGGAUCACACAGCCGCUAAAGUGGACUUUACCAGUUCAAACAAUUCAAUUUCUGAUCGAUGACAUAUUCUGGUUGUAGGCUUUUUUUUUAAUCUAGUGAUACUAAAAGCAUACACAAUCAUGUUUCGUUACCACAGCCAGAAUGAGGAUCAUUGCGAGAAGUUUCGUAUGCAACCACACGUUCGAUUUCAACUUUAGUGUACAGAUGGUCGAACAUCUUUUUAUUUGAAAAUCUUGUUCGACAGCUAGUAUCCAAAUAGUUUUGUUGAACUGCUAGAUUCUUGCUCAUCUCUGCCUUAAGCAUUCUUUCUGCUGAUUUCUAUUGUUACUAAACGUUUCCGUAAACUUCAAUUUAAAUUAAUUGUUAUUUCAAUGAAAUUCUUUAAUUAACAGUUGUAAAAUCUUUGUGAAAAAAUAAUCUCCAUAAAUUAUCAGAUGGAGUUCUCCGCGAUUCCCCCGUUUCAAAAAUGAUGCUCCCUGCCUUAUAGGUAUUUGUUAUAUAUUGAGCUUUAUUCUCAACAGUUAAAAUACAACUAACUACGUUUCCACCUUGUUGCUUUGCUCGUUAUAUUAAACUUGCUUAGCUACCCAAAGUGAACUAUGAUAUACAAAAGCAUUAAAGUACAGCACUUUGAUAAAGUCAUUACUAUUAUUACUUCCUCGAGAUACACUCGUGUUUUAUGUAUAAACUGAGAAUCGCCACUCAAAUGAAACUUGAACUUUCUGCCGGUGGAGUUUGUUCUAGAUAGACCUUUGCUGUUUUUCAAUCACUAAUCACUAAUCACUAUCAUCGAAGAUGUCAUUUCGAUCGCAGGUGAUUUUGACUUAUUUAUUAAUCAACGCAACUGCCAUCUAUAAAAAAAGAGCUUCACAUGCUGUAUUUUCGUCCCGCAAACUACUUUAGAUAAGCCAACAAAUUUGGAAACAAAAUGACAAAUCUGCUCUCCUUUAUAUCGAUUAAAUUAGCUCCAAGUUCCACGGUGCCUUGAUAAAAAUUCCGCUGUUUUCUUGUAAUGUGAAUUAACUCUCCAUCAACGAGUGAACAUUAACCGCUAUUUCCAUAUGGAUUCCUUUAAGGCAUACAAGGAUGAGUUACGUUGUUACUCUCGCUAAGAAGAAUAGGAUAGACAAACGAAAGAAAGUGAAGAACGUGCCACCGGAUACCAAAAAACCAGAAGAGUAAAGUAAAGUGCGAUCAGCGAAUGUACUUGGGUGAACAGGACUUACGCGUAAGCGGGCUAUGCUAUGGAUUCAGGAUCUCAGAAACAAUAUCACAUUGUAAUAAAUUGUCAAUUCAGAGCACACCGUGAAAUGAAUCAAUUGUAAUAUAAAUUAAUUUGUCAUUAUUUUAAUCACUUCAAACAUCUAAUUGGUGAUCGGUCACAUGUUACAAUGGAGCAAUAAAAUUGUCGACAGAUUUGUAUAAGUCUAGAAAGCCAACAACAGACAAUCCUUUAAUCUGCUCUCGUAAGCUAAGCUCUCAGAAAUUUACAGAAAGAAAGAAUAACAUGAAAACGAAUCCUGUGCAUUCCAUAAACCGUAACGUAUUAUGCUAAUAUAUUCCUCUUGGAUCAGCUUCAGGCCAUUUCGAAUGGAACUGUUCAAUGCUGUAAUUUCGUUACAAUUACCAUAAGGAGAUACUAAAACAAAUAAAUGCAUCAGCAGGCAGGAAUGCUGGACGAUUAGGCCAUUAGUAAUGGAAUAAAAGCUUAUUGAACCUU
Anopheles darlingi is the source of this 5562-nucleotide messenger RNA. RefSeq names its product myotubularin-related protein 9. The transcript is spliced from 3 exons. NCBI's taxonomy places the organism in Eukaryota, Metazoa, Arthropoda, Insecta, Diptera, Culicidae. The record is from RefSeq and is a predicted model, not a curated record. Gene Ontology annotation, biological process: negative regulation of autophagy. The coding region runs from base 132 to 1898 and encodes 588 amino acids.